UCUGUCACCUCCUCCUCUCCUGAACCACCUCCCUCUGUCACCUCCUCCUCUCCUAAACCACCUCCCUCUGUCACCUCCUCCACCCCUCUUACCACAUCACCCGCAUCAACUUCUUCUCCGCUGACCUCCUUCCCAGCCCCCAGCUCCUCUCAAGCCCCCAGCCCCUCUCUGGCCUCCCCCAGCCCUCCAGCUGCUCCCAAACAGAAGAGGUUUGCUACUGUGGCCAAGCGGGUGUUGAUUCAGGAGAGGCUGAGGAAGACAGAAGAAGAUGAGGGCCAAGCAGAUGAUGAAGAUGGAGAGCAGGAAGAAGACCUGACCUUGGAGGAGACUGAGGAGAGGGCCAAGGCUGGAGAUGCCAGAGCACAGACUAAUCUGGCUAAACAUUACCUGGAGCUAGCUGAGGAGAAGGAUGCGGAGCUUAAUAACCGCCUGGCAGUUGAUUGGCUGAUGCAGGCCGCCAAGCAGGGUCGGAAGGGAGCCGCCCGGAUGUUGCAGCGAUGCUGGAUAAAGAGGAAAGGCAUAACCCCUGAGAAUGAGGAGGCAGUGCGUAGACUGUCCACCGAGAGCAAGUUUGAGCAGUCAGUGCGCAAGGCGGCUAUGAUGAUGUACUGGAAGCUAAACCCAGACAGGAAGGAGAAGAUGGCCGUGUCUGAGAUGAUGGAGAACGUCGGCCAGGUCAAUUCUGUGCAGGGUGGCAUCUCUAGCAGGGUCCCGCCCACCUCAGUCCAAACACAGAAGGUUCUGGAGCGCAUGGUCACCAGAGAAUCUGGCCAGUACGUGGACCUGGAUGACUUUGUAGAGAUCACUAAGCAGUACGCCCAAGGCAUCGCUCCUACACCUGGCCUGGACGCCACUCAGAAGAAGAGCCCUUCUUCCCAAGAGGACAAGACGCAGCAGAAAGGACUGGUGCCCACUCAGGGCAGGAAGAGGAGUGGUGUGUGGGGGAUGGGCAAGGGUGGCGCGAUGCUGGACAACAGUCGCAGCGGAGCCAUGAAGAGAGCCAUGGACAUCAAAUCCCACCUCCUGGUUUUGCAGUACCCUGUCCAUGCCAUCCUGGAGAUGAAGGAGCACCUGAUUGAUUGGGCAUCCCGUGCCGGCGUCCAAUGGCUCAGCACGAUCAUCCCCACACACCACGUCAACGCGCUGAUCUUCUUCUUCAUCAUCAGCAACCUCACCGUCGACCUCUUUGCCUUCGUGAUCCCCCUGCUGGUGUUCUACCUGUCCUUCAUCUCCAUGGUGAUCUGCACGCUGCGCAUCUUCCAAAGCAGCAAGGCGUGGGAGAACUUCCGGGCCCUGACGGACCUGCUGACCCGCUUCGAGCCGGGCCUGGACGUGGAGCAGGCGGAGACCAACUUCGGCUGGAACAACCUGGAGCCCUACCUGUACUUCAUCCUGUCCGUCUUCUUUGUCAUCUUCUCCUUCCCGGUAGCUGACAAGGGCUGGAUCCCCUGCUCCGAGCUCUACACCGUCGCCAUCUUCCUCACCGCCGUCAGCUACAUGAGCCUCAGCCCUUCUGCCGCUACCUACGCUCGUCGGGCGCUCAUCAUAGAGGUGGCGUCGUCGAUGUGUGCGCUCACCAGGUUCCUCCCGGAGACGAUGGAGGUGCCUCGCAUGCUGAGCCGCACCUUCGCCACGCUGCCACUAGGGGAGUCGGUGGUGCUGAAGCUCAGCCUCCCUUGCAUCCUCUAUGUCUAUCUCUUCUACUUGUUCUUCAGCAUGGCUCGUAUGCGUGGGUUCCGAGGCACCUACUGCUUCCUGGUCCCCUACCUGGUGUGCUUCAUGUGGUGGGAGUUCUCUGUGGUGCUCCUCCAGAACUCCUCGCCCUUGGGUCUCAUCCGCACCUGCGUGGCCUACUUCCUGUUCUUGUUUGCCCUGCCCGUGUUGGCGGUGGGUCUGGCUGCCCUGCUGUUCAUCCAGCUGGUCAAGUGGUUCCUGGAGCUGGAGCUGACCAAGAUGCUGGUGACCUUGGCGGUGUGCGCCAUCCCAGUCACCCUGCGCCUCUGGACUCGAUUCAGCCUCUCCAUCCUGGAUGUGUUCCACACCCUGACGCACCGCGGCGUGGUCAAGCUCAUCCUGGCCUGCAUCUGCACUGUGGUGUUCUUCUGCUGGAUGUAUGUGUACCACACAGAGGGGCUGAAGGUGUACAACUCCACGCUGACCUGGAGACAGUACGGGCAGCUGUGCGGCCCAGCGUCCUGGGACACCAAGGGCGUGGCCCAGACGCAGGUGUUCUGCUCUCACCUGGAGGGGCACCGCGUCACCUGGACGGGCACCUUCAAGCACGUGAGCGUAGCGGAGACGGAGAACGGGGCCCAGUCCGUCAUCAACAUGCUGCCCGUGUUCAUGGGGGACUGGCUGCGCUGCCUCUAUGGGGAGAAGUAUCCCAAAUGCGAGCAGAGGAACACUUCGGCCAUCGCCGCUUCCGUCCUUGGUAACUUCACGACCGGCGCAGACAGCGACGCCGACCCCCCGGGGUCGCCCUCCCAACUGCCGGUCACCGCCCCGGUCCUGCUGCACAUGCAUGAAGAGGAGCUGUGUCAGAUCAAAGUGCUGGCUAAGCACGGCUGCCAUGUCAAGCGCUUUGACAGCCACCGCUUCCAGGUGAUGGUGGGCAUGCUCCAGGAGGGGGGCGGCGCUGCCGACCCUGCCCGGGACAUCGUCCUCAUGGCCAGCCACGAGUUCAGGCAGGUCCUGCUGAACUUGGAACCAGGAAGCACAGUUGAGUUCAGCACCAAGCUGGGGGGUCGUCUGGGGGGUCGGGUCCCGGCCUUCGAGCUGAAGGCCAUCAACUGCCUGGACUGCAUGUCCUCACUGCUGCCUGAGGGACGCCAGGUGAAGAUCGAACGGGACUGGAGACGUACCACGUUGCGCGCUGUGAAGUUUGCCUUCGACUUCUUCUUCUCGCCCUUCCUGUCAGCCAGGAUCAACGUGUGACACAUUUAAGGGAGAAUAAGCAGUGUGAUGAAGACAGACAGGGAGAGAGAGAGAAUGGUAGAAAGAGUGAGGUUGAAUUUUGUUUUCUUUUCUCUGUAUUUUUGUCUCUUGGGGUGGCUGGCGUGUUACCGUGGUCACACACAGCAUUGUUUACAGAUGGUGUCCUUUCGAACACAAGACAUUUUAUGCUGCAAAUAGGAGAAAAUGUUUUCAUUUGGAAUAGCAUGCUUUUGCAUGUGUUUACAAUGGUGGUGUUACAAAUUGGGUAAAAAAAUGUGGUAAUCUCUUGCCUUUUAAACAAAUGUGUAUGAGCAAAUGUGUGUCCCGGGGUUAUGUGUGUGUGUAUUUUUACAGUACAAAUGUGAAGUAUUUAUCUGCAGUGGGCUGUCUAACAGUAGUUAAACUGAGUGUGGUACUUCAAACAAACAUUUUAUUUUAACAAAACAUUAUUAUUUGGUAUUUGUAUUUUGUGCUGUCUUAUAUUACCGCUGUGUCUUAUAGUGGCUCAUGUCAGUAAGCACAGAAACACCCACACACACGACACCAACCAACCGACCAGAAUAAGGCUGUCUCUGAGAACUGAAGGCUUUGAAAAUGUUCCAGUUCUAUAUUUGGUCACACCACAAACCUGUUCUAACUGGCA
Messenger RNA from Hypomesus transpacificus, 3577 nucleotides. RefSeq names its product Wolfram syndrome 1a (wolframin) (gene wfs1a). Gene Ontology annotation, molecular function: protein binding. Lineage: Eukaryota; Metazoa; Chordata; Actinopteri; Osmeriformes; Osmeridae. Gene Ontology annotation, biological process: endoplasmic reticulum unfolded protein response; calcium ion homeostasis. The record is from RefSeq and is a predicted model, not a curated record. The transcript is spliced from 11 exons. Gene Ontology annotation, cellular component: endoplasmic reticulum membrane; endoplasmic reticulum. The annotation marks the transcript as partial.